CUUGCCGUGCAGGAAAAGGGCACUUUCUAUUUUUUUUUUAUUUUUUUUACCUGUUCUUACAAACAAUUCAGAGACUGGAUGGGAAACAACAUAUCCAACUUUACAGAUAUUGCAGCUAUUGGAAGCUAUGUAAGCGAAUUAGGCGAUGUCUAUUACGAAAAAAGGCAAUUAUACACUUUUUGAUUUCCUGAAUGCAUCUUUUUAACACUUGUUUAUGCAAAAUAAAUAAAAUAAAUAAAUAAAAUAGUAUUGGUACCGCACGAUUUAU
Mucor mucedo is the source of this 268-nucleotide messenger RNA. RefSeq lists its product as uncharacterized. The record is from RefSeq and is a predicted model, not a curated record. The annotation marks the transcript as partial. The transcript has a single exon. Lineage: Eukaryota; Fungi; Mucoromycota; Mucoromycetes; Mucorales; Mucoraceae.